AUGCACCAUUUUCUCGACACAUGUGCGUUAGUUAGUACGGACAUGGACGUGGACGCGGACAUGGACGUGGACGUGGAUGUGGACGUGGACAUGGACAUGGACGUGGACGUGGACGUGUACGUGGACGUGGACAUGGACGUGGACGUGGACGUGGACGUGGUCGUGGACGUGGACGUGGACGUGGACGUGGUCGUGGUCGUGGACGUGGACGUGGACGUGGACGUGGACGUGGACGUGGUCGUGGACGUGGACGUGGACGUGGACGUGGACGUGGUCGUGGACGUGGUCGUGGACGUGGACGUGGACGUGGACGUGGACGUGGACGUGGACGUGGACGUGGACAUGGACAUGGACGUGGACGUGGACGUGGACAUGGACGUGGACGUGGAGAUGGACGUGGACGUGGACAUGGACGACGUGGACGUGGACAUGGACGUGGACGUGGACAUGGACUUGGACGUGGACGUGGACGUGGACCUGGACGUGGACGUGGACGUGGACGUGGACGUGGACAUGGACGUGGUCGUGGACGUUGACGUGGACGUGGACGUGGUCAUGGACCUCGACGUGGACAUGGACGUGGACGUGGACAUGGACGUGGACAUGGACGUGGACAUGGACCUGGACAUGGACGUGGACAUGGACGUGGACAUGGACGUGGAGAUGGACGUGGACAUGGACGUGGACCUGGACGAGGACGUGGACAUGGACGUGGACGUGGACGUGGACGUGGACAUGGACGUGGACGUGGCCGAGGACAUGGACAUGGACAUGGACGUGGACGUGGACAUGGAUGUGGACGUGGAGAUGGACGUGGACGUCGACGUGGACGUGGACGUGGACGGUCUGGACGUGGACGUGGACGUGGAUGUGGACGUGGACGUGGACAUGGACGUGGACGUGGACAUGGACGUGGACGUGGACGUGGACGUGGACGUUGUCGUGGACGUGGACGUGGACGUGGACGUGGACGUGGUCGUGGACGUGGACGUGGACGUGGACGUGGACAUGGACGUGGACAUGGACGUGGAGGACUUGGACGUGGAGGACUUGGACGUGGACAUGGACGUGGACGUGGACGUGGACGUGGACAUGGACAUGGACAUGGAUGUGGACGUGGACGUGGACGUGGACAUGGACGUGGACAUGGACGUGGACGUGGACGUGGACAUAGACGUGGACGUGGACAUGGACGUGGACGUGGACGUGGACGUGGACGUGGACAUGGACGUGGAGGUGAACGUGGAGGACUUGGACGUGGACAUGGACGUGGACAUGGAUGUGGACGUGGACAUGGACAUGGACAUGGGUGAUGUCAGUGAGGUGUAG
Closterium sp. NIES-65 is the source of this 1329-nucleotide messenger RNA. The record is from the annotation of a GenBank genome assembly. NCBI's taxonomy places the organism in Eukaryota, Viridiplantae, Streptophyta, Zygnematophyceae, Desmidiales, Closteriaceae.